AUGGCGACCUGCAGAGCUGGCGCAGCACAGGCAGAGAGCCAGGCACCUGCCCCGCACAGCCCCGCAGCCUAUGAGGCAGCUCUGCAGGAGACAGCCCGGUGCCUCGUGAAUGAGGCCCUGGGCAAGGCUUUCACUGGGAGCCGGGGACCCAGGCAGCAGCCGGUGCCACAGUGGGACCUGGCACAAAGCAUGGAUGUGGCAACGGCAGCAAGAACACCUGCAGCGCCUCGGGACACAGAGUCUCCCUUGGCUGGAGAGCCUCAGGGAGAGGCCAGCACAGCCCCUCUCGUCCCCACGGCAUGCCAGGAUGGAGAAAACAUGGCUUCUCCCAUGUCUGGAGACCAUCAAGGAGAGGCCAGCACAGCCAUUGUCUCCCUGGUAGUGCACAAGGAUGAAGUGGCUUCUUUGAUGCCUCAAAACCCUGCAGCAGACACUGGCACACCCCACUUUGCCCCAGCAGCGGACAACGCAAGAGACCCAGUGGCUUCUCCCUUGGCUCGGGACCCUCGGCAACAGGUGAGCCAGGCACGUGUGGUCAGCAGCGGGCAUCCCGAGGUGCCAGAGGCAGACGGUGCCCGGGCUGUGUGCGGCAGGGAGAUGCCUGGUGCUCUCCGUGUCAUCCCGCCGACAUCCUUCCCUCCCCUACCUGUGCUCUUGCUCUCCCCAUGCAGGCGGCCUCAGAGCACAGAGGCGACGCACAGCCCUCCUCCGCCUCCAGGGACACGCCCGAGGAUGACCCAGGUACGUCCCCGAGUCGAGCACUGCCCCGGCAAGGGCAGGCCUGGCCCGGCUGUCCCAGUGAGCGGCACCCAGGCCAGGCCAGCAGCACUGUUCACCUGGGGCCUGGCCAUGCCCUGGCCACCCCUCCCUGGGGAAAGCCCUCAGUGGCGAGUGGCAGGCGAGCUUGCCUGUCACCCGCCCAGCCCCUUGCCUACAGCUCUCCCUCCCCCACAGGCAUGGCCGCACUCCCACACCCCCCAGCUCGACGGCGAUGGCCCUCUUUCUUCAGGAGGGCGCUCAGGGCUCUGCGCACAGCUUUCCGCUGUACCUGCAUCACGGGACAGCAAGAGGAACAGCGCCCCGCUGCCAGCACCAUGUGGCUCUCCGAAGAUGGCAGCUGGCCCUGAGCCUGCAAGCAUCCAGAAGGAGCGGCAAGGGGAGGCACGCGAGGGAUGGGUGCAUGGACAGCGCCCCAGGCAUUCAGCUGCCCUGAGGACAUUCUGCUGCCAGCCUCUGCUCAGCUGUGGAAGCUUUCUGAGGCCAAUAAAGAUGACAAUUUUCCCCCAGUGCUCAUCAGUGCCUGUUCCAUCUCAGGAGAAAGACAGGCAGCUUCAGCCGCGGCAGCUCCUGCCCACAGUCAGUAAGGCCUCCAGCUGUCCCUUUUCGCCCAAGCUGCUAGGAGGAUGA
Molecule: messenger RNA, 1407 nt
Organism: Gavia stellata (red-throated loon)
Lineage: Eukaryota; Metazoa; Chordata; Aves; Gaviiformes; Gaviidae
Source: RefSeq, a predicted model, not a curated record